GGUACGAGAAAUUGUCAGGACGGGACGGGAGAUCGCGCGGUUCGAGGACUGUCGCUUGUAUUGUACCCAUCCAUGUAGGCGCUUUGGGAUUAUGAACCUGAACCUUCACCUGUGGGCUGUGUGUGAGCCAGUUCAUCAUCCGAGACGAGACGAGACUCUUUUUGUGCUGAUGUCUCCCGUCCUGACUUUGUUAGUCCGAGCCAUGCUGACUUUGUUAGUCCGAGCCAUGCUGACUUUGUUAUUGUGCCGGCGCGUGGCUCAAAGUGCUUUUCUUUGUACCAACGCCAGACACUGGACCUUGUCUUUGUUCUUUCUACCAAUACUGACCUGCGUAUUCACUCACCACUUUCAAACCCGAACCACUUCCUUUCCAUAAUUGCGUAGGCAGGUUAUUGAUUGACAAAGGAUACCGUCCAAAAUGACCAAAAAAAU
This is a messenger RNA of Neurospora tetraspora, 432 nucleotides long. RefSeq lists its product as uncharacterized. Lineage: Eukaryota; Fungi; Ascomycota; Sordariomycetes; Sordariales; Sordariaceae. The transcript has a single exon. Bases 92 to 376 code for a protein of 94 amino acids. The record is from RefSeq and is a predicted model, not a curated record.